UCCUGCCGGACUGCUGGAGGCGGCCGCAGCGCCAUGUUGAGCGAAAUCUCCCUUCUCAGUGAAAAAGGACUUUUAAAAUAACACUUACUGAAAAGCAAGAUUAAACAAGUCAAGCAGGAGAAGCCGGCGAGAUUCCUCCGGGAAGCAUAACCGAACCGGAUCAACGGAUACCCCGGCCGGGGAGGGGGAGACAACCCCCCACCGUCCCCCAUGAAGAUAAAACCCCAAUAAAACAUAGCUAGCUAGCUAACGUGCUAACGUUACUCUUUCCAUUAAAAAGGCAUUUUUAUAUCCCGGCUUGCCACCGGGAGUUAGCUAGCUUGCCUAGGCCUUGUGUGGGAAGAAUUAGUUGCCGUGUUUUUAACAUAGCUAGAUAGCCCGCUAGCUAGCUAUGUAUUCUUUUUUUACACCGCUGUAUUAAUAGCUAGCUAGCUAUUUCUUAUUGUACAUAUUUUCUAUAUUUUGUUUAAAUUUUUGCAAUGAGUUUGCCGCCGAAAGCGGUACCGAAAUCAGCCGCUGCCGCAGGAACUGGACCCGGACCUGGGCCAUCUCCAUCGAGCCAACUGCGGACUCCCCUGACCUCCGUGCCGCUACCGGGAGCCCCGGUCACUCCGCAGGCGCCCGCUGUGCCACCACCGCAGAUUCCCAGAAUCCAGCCACCCCUGGAGGACCGGAUCUUUCCUGCGCAGGCCGGAGUUGCGGCCGUCUACAGUGUUCCGAGGCCCACUGGCCCUCCAUACACAGCACACGAAAUCGCCAAGGGACACCCUAACUUGGCGGGCACGCCGCCCGGCCACGCCUCUUCCCCUGGCCUCUCUCAGGUAUCAGUAACCACAGCACAUCUAUAUCGCUAUCCUAAAGGCUGGGCGUCAGGUGGAGGGUCUCCUUACACCUCCGGGCAGAAUGCCGGCACCACCCAGCUGGUCUACUCUCCGCCCACGCAGCCAAUGAACGCACAGCCACAGAGUCGCCCGUUUGCAACGGGGCCCCGGCCUUCCCACCAUCAGGGAGGAUUCAGACCCAUUCAGUUUUUCCAGAGAACCCAGAUGCAAACGGCGCGUCCCACCAUUCCAAGCAACAGCCCUUCCAUCCGGCCGGGGUCCCAGACCCCCACGGCAGCAGUGUACUCCCCGAACCAGCCCAUCAUGAUGACCAUGACGCCCAUGCCCUUCCCCUCUCCUCAGGCUACGCAGUACUACAUCCCCCAGUAUCGCCACAGCACGCCGUACGUGGGACCCCCGCAGCAGUAUUCGGUGCAGCCCCCAGGGCCCAGCACCUUCUACCCCGGCCCCGGGCCGGGGGAGUUCCCUGCCCCAUACCCGGGUCCCCCAUACUAUACCGGACAGGCUGUCUACACCCCAUCUCCACCCAUCAUUGUGCCUACACCACAGCAACCUCCACCAGCCAAGAGAGAGAAGAAAACAUCCUCCCAGAUCCGUAUCCGAGACCCCAACCAGGGCGGCAAGGACAUCACGGAGGAGAUCAUGGCGGGGGGAGGCGGGAGCCGGAAUCCAACCCCCCCUGUCGGGCGGCCAUCCUCCACCCCGACCCCGCCCCAGUUUUUAUGUCCGCACCCUCAUUAUCCUCACAUUUUCUACCUCAAAUCCCAGCAGCUGGGCAGCCAGGCCCCGGACCCCGGGCCCGUUGGGUACAGUGUGGACAGCGCCCAGCUCCUCUCCUCCACCGUCGACUUGAAACCAGAUGAGAAGCCAAAGCUGGAGCCUGCAGCCCUCAAGUCUUCUUCCCCAGGGCUCCGGCUGCUCGACCCCCCCACGGAGAAGAGGGACAGCAGUGGCCCCGUUCCAGACCCCUCCCCCCCUGAGAAAACAGAGCUUCCCCCUCCGGGCCCUGUAGUGGCCCCCAGCGUGGCCCCUGUUCCUGCUGUCAGCCCCAGUAAACCGGCGCCAGUGGGGGAGACUCCUGAACCCCUGGCCCCCAAGGAGGAGCCCAAACCGGUCCCCUUGGCUGCCCCGCAGAGCGCAGACUCUGAGAGACCCCCUGCAGAGCCAGCCCGCAGCCAGUCCACCUCUCCAGCCCCGGUCCUGAAGGCCAUCAACGGGCUGACUGAAAAAGAGGCCGGCGACCUGGACGCUCCGCCCCCGGAGCCUGUCCGUCUGCCCUCCCCGCCCCAGAGUCAGCCUCUCCCACUGCCCCCUGACGCCCAGGAGCCCGUCUCCAGAGAGGCGCGGCCCGAGAGCCCCCCGGCCCCUCCCACGGCGGUCCCCGCGGCCCCCGCCACCCCGGCUGUCCCCGCCACCUCCCUUCCAAUAGUGGCCUCCGCUGCUGUCACUGCCGCUGCUGCUGUCCUGGCUCCGCCCCCCGGCCUGCCGCUCCUGGCGCAGGCAGGCACAGGCCCGGCCCUGAGGCCCCUGCUGGGUGCAGAGGCGAAAGACACCCUGUGCAGAUCAGGGGCAGAGGCAGAGGCCGUGCUGGACAGCACGGCGGACCCACAGCAGCUGGCCAACUCCAGAAAAAGCCCGAUUACAGCCCAAGCUGCUCCGACUGCACCAAAGACCUGGAAGAAGCCAAAAGAAGUGAGCCCUGUGGGAGAAGUGCUGGACAAGGAGAGGGAGGAAACACCUGUGGGGGAGGAGUCUGGUGACAAAGCCCUGCCCCGGGAGGCAGAGCGGCAGAGCCCCCCGCCCCCCGACCCAGAGGAGAGCGCCCCGGUCCUGGAGGAGAACGGGGAGCGCGAGCCGGAGCCCGUGAGGAACGGUGCGGAGCACGCCUCGGAGACGGAGAGCAGUGACAGCGGCGUCACCUCGGGCGAGAAGGACACCUCCACAGGGGCGCCCACUUACGUCUUCCAAGAAGAGCCUGUGGAGCCUGAUGGGAAGAGGCAGUAUGACAGGGACUUCCUGCUGGGGUUCCAGUUCAUGCCAGCCUGCGUGCAGAAGCCAGAGGGCCUGCCCCCCAUUGCUGAUGUGGUGCUAGACAAGAUUAACCAAAACAAGCUGCCGAUGCGUCCCGUGGACUCGCGGGUGAUCUCUCGGGGGCCUGACUUCACGCCCGCCUUUGCUGACUUUGGCAGGCAGAGCUCAGGAGGCAGAGGAACACCGCUGAUGAACGUGGGCCUCAGACGGCCCCCGCCGCGGAAGAUCAUCAUGAACGUGUCUGUGAAUGAUGAAGUGCAGCUGAAGAAGGCGGAGAAUGCCUGGAAGCCGGGGAUGAAGAGGGAGAGCGGGGCAGAUGACCCUGAAACCCAGAAAACACAGGAGCUCUUCCGAAAGGUGCGAAGCAUUCUGAACAAGCUGACACCCCAGAUGUUCAACCAGCUGAUGAAGCAGGUGACAGACCUGACCAUCGACACGGAGGAGCGUCUAAAAGGGGUCAUUGACCUGGUCUUCGAGAAGGCCAUCGACGAGCCCAGCUUCUCGGUCGCCUACGGCAACAUGUGCCGGUGCUUGGCCACGCUCAAAGUUCCGAUGGCGGACAAGCCAAACAGCACGGUGAACUUCCGCAAGCUGCUGCUGAACCGCUGCCAGAAGGAGUUUGAGCGCGACAAGGUGGACGACGACGUGUUCGAGAGGAAGCAGAAGGAGCUGGAGUGCGCGGCCUCGACGAGUGAGCGUGAGCGCCUGCAGGAGGAGCUGGAGGAGGCGAAGGACAAGGCCCGCCGGCGCUCCAUCGGGAACAUCAAGUUCAUCGGCGAGCUCUUCAAGCUGAAGAUGCUGACGGAGGCCAUCAUGCACGACUGCGUGGUCAAGCUGCUGAAGAACCACGACGAGGAGUCGCUGGAGUGCCUCUGCCGCCUGCUCACCACCAUCGGCAAGGACCUGGACUUCGAGAAGGCCAAGCCUCGCAUGGAUCAGUACUUCAACCAGAUGGAGAAGAUCGUGAAGGAGCGGAAGACGUCAUCUCGGAUCCGCUUCAUGCUGCAGGACGUGAUCGAUCUGAGAAUGCACAACUGGGUAUCCCGCAGAGCGGACCAGGGCCCCAAAACCAUCGAGCAGAUCCACAAAGAGGCCAAGAUCGAGGAGCAGGAGGAGCAGAGGAAGGUGCAUCAGCAGCUGCUGUCCAAGGACAAGAGGAGACCAGUGGUCCAGAGAGAGGAGACCUGGAACACGGUCCCUAUGACCAAGAACAGCAGGACUAUAGACCCCAGCAAGAUCCCCAAAAUCUCCAAGCCGACAAUAGAUGACAAGAUCCAGCUGGGGCCGCGGGCUCAGAUCAAUUGGGUCAAAGGCAGCAGUGGAGGAGCGGGGGCCAAGGCCAACGAAUCAGAUUUGUCGCGGUCCAGUGCCAGCAACCUGAACCGUUACUCGGCGCUCCAGUCGACCACGCCCCAGGCGGCCACGACCCCUCCCUCUCUGCCCACUGACUUUGACUCCAGGAGGAGUCUCAGCAGCCGCGGCAGCUCGGGGCGGGAGCGGAACGAUAAGCCGGCGAGCUCGGCGCCAUUGCGCACCACUUCCUUCUCCCGGGGCGGCAGCGCCAAGGAGCUGCUGGAGAGCCCCGCUCUGGCCGAGCUGCGCAGAGAGACCGCCGACACGCCCAAGCAGCCCAGUGCAGCCGAGGACCGGGCCGAACCGGACCGCAGGCCCAGGGACCCGGUGAAACCUGAGGCUCCAGCAGCACUGUGUCCAGAAAAGCCCCUCCUGUCAGAGGAAGAAAUGGAGAAAAAGUCAAAAUCCAUCAUUGAUGAGUUUUUGCACAUUAGUGACUAUAAGGAGGCUGUGCAGUGCGUGGAGGAGCUGGACCAGGCCUCUCAGCUGCACGUGUUCGUGCGGGUGGGUGUGGAGUCCACGCUGGAGCGCAGUCAGAUUACACGAGACCACAUGGGGCACCUCCUCUUCCAGCUGGUGCAGUCCGGGACCCUCUCCAAGUCCCAGUUCUUCAAAGGGUUUGCCGAAACGCUGGAGCUGGCCGACGACAUGGCCAUCGACAUUCCCCAUAUAUGGCUGUACCUGGCCGAGCUGGUCACCCCCAUGUUACGAGAGGGAGGAAUCUCUAUGAGAGAAUUAUUUAGUGAAUUUAGCAAACCUUUACUUCCUGUGGGAAGAGCUGGGAUAUUAUUUUCUGAAAUACUGCACCUUCUAUGCAAACAAAUGAGCCAUAGGAAAGUGGGGGCCUUAUGGAGGGAGUCUGGUCUGAGCUGGGGGGACUUCCUGCCGGAGGGGGAAGAUGUGCACAGCUUUAUCUCUGCCCAGAAACUGGACUUCACCCUUUCGGACUGCUCGAGUCCGGAUGAAGCACUUUCGAAGAGAGCGCUUUCCCCUGAGGAACUGAAUAAACAGCUGGAGAAGCUGCUCCUCGAGGACAUGGCGGGCGACGAACAAAUCUUCGACUGGGUAGAGGCAAAUUUAGAUGAAUCACAGAUGAGUUCACCUCCAUUCCUCAGAGCUUUAAUGACUGCUGUGUGCAAGGCAGCAGUGACAGGUGACGGCACGACUUGCAGAGUGGACACCACCAUCAUCCAGAGGAGGCUGCCUGUAUUACUCAAGUACCUUAACUCGGACACAGAGCGACAGCUGCAAGCACUUUAUGCACUUCAAGCAUUGAUAGUCAAACUUGAUCAGCCUCCUAAUUUGCUGCGGAUGUUCUUUGACUGUCUGUACGACGAGGACGUGAUCUCAGAGGACGCUUUCUACAAGUGGGAGAACAGCAAGGACCCCGCAGAGCAGCAGGGCAAGGGCGUGGCCCUCAAGUCCGUCACCGCCUUCUUCACCUGGCUCAGAGAGGCGGAGGAGGAGUCGGAGGAUAACUGACAGGAGGAGAGCAAGUCUUCGCCAAUUAGUGCAGAAUGGCCAACUGUUGCUGACAACAAGAACCGCUUCUUCGAAACAAAAAUGAAUUACAUAUGCACAGACGGGAGCUGAUUGGGGGUUGGAGUCACAUGGUACGGUACCCAAGAAAAGCAGCGAUUUCAGUUUGCAUUCAAAUGGCCAGAGCACUAAAUACAUGUAUUAUUUAUAGAAAAUAUUUAGUUUUAAAAUUUAAAACUUUUUUCUUUUGUUACUUUUUAAGAAGAGACUUAAAAAUACCAUUUCUGUGCAACAAAGAAUACAAUACAUAGGUUCUGAACUCUUUAAUUUAUUAUUUUUUUAAGGACUGCAAAUAUGGAAGUUUAUUUAACAUUUGCAGAAGCUCAAAAACACGGAGAACAUUGACGGUAAUAGAAAUAAUAAUAACAAUAAUAAUAAUGAAUAAUAAUGACACUGAUAGCCUCCCUGAAUUCCAAGCCUUUUGAUUUAUAAAAAUAAAAGUUACUUUGGGGAAGGAGGGAGGGCAAGGUUACAGGGAGGGUUGAUGGUUUAAGAGUUCAAAGGUUAAAGGUUAUUGUGAAAUAACCACAAGAACCGUUUCUUCUGCUUUGGCUUGCUCUAUUGGAAAUGUAUAUAAUCCUCCAAACAGGCAAAAAUCAACAUUCAGGAAACCAAGCAAUCUGCAAAAAGAACUAGAAAUAAAAAAAAAAAAACAAAAAGAACAAUGCAGUACACAAAGAAAAAAAGAAAUGCACCAACCUGUGCAGAAACACGUUUACGUGACAUUGCUGAUUCUAAAGAGCUUGUAACUCCUCAGACUCAUAGAGCAAAUUUAAAGCUUGUAAAUACAUUAAAGACAAAAAAGAUAUU
Molecule: messenger RNA, 6575 nt
Organism: Megalops cyprinoides (Indo-Pacific tarpon)
Lineage: Eukaryota; Metazoa; Chordata; Actinopteri; Elopiformes; Megalopidae
Gene: eif4g3b
Product: eukaryotic translation initiation factor 4 gamma, 3b
Exons: 35
Coding region: 480-5708 (1742 amino acids)
Cellular component (GO): eukaryotic translation initiation factor 4F complex
Molecular function (GO): translation initiation factor activity; mRNA binding; protein binding
Source: RefSeq, a predicted model, not a curated record